Molecule: messenger RNA, 1383 nt
Organism: Micromonas pusilla CCMP1545
Lineage: Eukaryota; Viridiplantae; Chlorophyta; Mamiellophyceae; Mamiellales; Mamiellaceae
Product: major facilitator superfamily
Exons: 3
Coding region: 1-1383 (460 amino acids)
Biological process (GO): transmembrane transport
Cellular component (GO): membrane
Molecular function (GO): transmembrane transporter activity
Source: RefSeq, a predicted model, not a curated record
AUGCUCGGCUACGACAUCGGCGUCAUGUCCGGCGCGCUGUUACCGAUGACGCGCGACCGCGGCCUCUCCGACGUCGAGGCGGAGGUCGCGGUCGGAUGCCUCAACUUCGUCUCCGCCGCGGGCGCGCUCGGCGGCGGCGUCGCGUACGACCGCCUCGGCGCGGUCAAGUGCGUCGUCGUCGCGAUCAGUUUCUACGCCGUCGGGAUGUGCGUCAUCGCCGCGUCGUACUCGUUCGCGCAGAUCUUCGUCGGGAGAGUCGUGUGCGGCGUCGGCGUCGGGUUGGGAUUCGCCGUCUGCCCGCAGUACAUCGCGGAGAUAUCCCCGCCGGCGUGGCGCGGCGUCCUCGUCUCGUGCUUCGAGAUCUCCAUCAACGUCGGGCUGUGCGUCGGGUACGUCGCGAACCUCGCGAUGGAGGGGUUGGACGACUCCCCGCGAUGGCGCGGGCUCAUGCUGUUGCCGUUGAUGCCGACGGCGAUCGUCGUCUUCUUCGCGGUGCCCGGGCUGCCUGAGUCGCCGCGGUGGCUCAUGAAGGAGGGCGCGGGGAGAGAGCGCGAGGCGAGGGAGGUGCUGCGGGCGACGUGCGAGGAGGACGCGGCGAGCGCGGCGCUGAUGGAGAUCAAGGCUGCGCUCGCGAAGGGAGGAGGAGGAGGAGGAGGCGGGGGAGGGGGGCGCGACGACGGAGGCGAGGGCGGCCUCCUGAGCGACCGUUCCGCGCGGACGGCGACGCGCAUCGGCGCGUGCACCGCUUUUUUUCAACAGGCGAACGGAUCCGAGGCGGCGGUGUACUACGUCCCGCAGGUGCUCGCCGCCGCGGGCGUCGCGUCCGAACACGCGCAGCUCCAAGCCGCCGCGCUCGUCGGCGUCUGCAAGACCGUGUUCGUCGUCAUCGGCCAACAGCUCGUGGACGCGCAAGGACGACGACCGAUGCUCCUGAGCUCCAUCGUCGCCGUGACCGCGUGUCUGAUCACCCUCGCGUUCUGUCUGGGCGAGCUCGCGGGCGGCGGCGUCGACGCGGGCGUGACGCUUUUCGCGUUGUGCGCUUUCAUGGCGUCCUUCUCGCUUGGCAUGGGCCCGGUCACGUGGGUCGUCGUGUCCGAGAUCUUCCCGCUCGAGCACCGAGCGAAAGGCACCGCGGUGAGCAUGGCGGUGAACCGGCUCACGAGCGGCACGGUCGCGAUGACGUUCUUAUCGCUGUCGGAUUUCGUCGGCGUCGGCGGCGCGUUUUUGUUCUUCUCGGGCGUCAGCGCGACGCACUUCGCGUUUACGUUUCGGUACCUGCCGGAGACGAAAGGGAAGAGCCUGGAGGAGAUCGAGGCGAGUUUGGGGAGCGGGGCGUCGGGAGGGGGGGCGUACGCGCGGCUGGACGAGGCGGACGAGAGGUGA